Messenger RNA from Glycine soja, 1610 nucleotides. RefSeq names its product transcription repressor MYB5-like. NCBI's taxonomy places the organism in Eukaryota, Viridiplantae, Streptophyta, Magnoliopsida, Fabales, Fabaceae. The transcript has 2 exons. The record is from RefSeq and is a predicted model, not a curated record. The coding region runs from base 243 to 1307 and encodes 354 amino acids.
GUUGUUAUAGCAACAGAGAUAUCCAUCCACACGUGGAUGUCAGUGCCGCGCCUCAGCGCGUGUUCAUUGGUGUUUAAAAGCAGAAAAAGGAAAAAAGAAGAUAACAGAGAGAGAGAAUUAUAUAGAAACCCCUUCCAAUUUUCCAUUAUCAUUUCCUUUCCAAACCCAAAACUCACUCACUAUAUACUCUUCAUUCUUCGUUCCACUUCCAUUAAUUGCCCUAAUUUCAGAAGAAGAAGAAAAUGAGGAAUCCAUCAUCAACAACAACAACAGCAGCAACAACAACAACCAAGACCAAGGUGAAGAACAAUAGUAACAACAACAUUGGUAGCAACAACUCUCCAUGUUGUAACAAGGUUGGGUUGAAGCGAGGUCCAUGGACGCCAGAAGAAGACGAGGUAUUAGCGAAUUACAUCAAGAAAGAAGGAGAAGGACGGUGGAGAACGCUCCCCAAGCGCGCCGGACUUCUCCGCUGCGGCAAGAGCUGCCGCCUUCGCUGGAUGAACUACCUCCGCCCCUCCGUUAAGCGGGGCCACAUCGCCCCCGACGAGGAAGAUCUCAUCCUCCGCCUCCACCGCCUCCUCGGCAACCGGUGGUCUUUGAUAGCUGGGAGGAUUCCUGGAAGAACAGAUAAUGAAAUAAAAAACUAUUGGAACACCCAUCUAAGUAAAAAGCUUAUUAGCCAAGGGAUUGAUCCAAGAACUCAUAAGCCUCUUAACCCAGCAUCCAUUAAUGUUCCUUCUUCUUCCACUACUUCUUCUAAACCUCUUCCAAUGAUCAUUACCAACAACCAUAUUAACCCUGUUCAUCACGAUCUCACCAACAUGUUUAAUCAAGGAGUUCAUCAAGUUCAUCAUCUGGGUCAACAUCACCACCAACCUCCAGCUUCUAAUCCCUAUGAUAACCAUAACCCAGUACCUGCUGCUGCCACCGGUGAUGUUUCUGCAAUGGCUUUCAUGGACAACAACAACGAGGAUUGCAACGAUGAUAUCAACAUCAAUUAUUACUCCGACGAUGUUUUUUCUUCCUUCCUCAACUCUUUGAUCAACGAUGAUGCUUUUGCGGCGCAACAGCAUCACGUGCAAACGGAAAUCCCCACACCCAGUGAGCGUAGCAUCAUGAAUCCACUUCCAUGUGAUGAUCGUGUUGGUGGUCAUCUGGGUUCAAUCGCCACUGCUUCUGCAGCGCAAGGUUACGAUGAUGAACUUGGGGUUCUGUGGGAAUCGCCACUCGUGAAUGCUGCUACUUUCAGCCAACACGUUGACGAUCACAUCACCAAGAGGGUUCAUGAUCACCACAAUCAAUAGUAUCUAAUACUGUUGUUAUUAGUUAACUGCUGCAUCAAAGGGUUCAAGAAUACUUGUGUUGUUGUCUAUCCUGCUGUGAAAAGAUGGAGAGAGUUAGUAAGAAGGACAUUAAAGAAAGUUGUCAAGAAAGAUCUUACAUUAAAUAAUAUUCUUGAAGCUAGCUAUGGUCUUUAACCGAGAUGAAUAACGUCUAAUAAUUCAUAUAGUCGACCUUACUUAAUGGAAUAAUUAAGCUUUUCGUUGUUGUAAUUGUGUUGUUGUGGUGCUUCCAUAUAUAAGUUAUUGUUGCUUUUGUUGUGUUGA